ACGCCAAAGGACAAUCAGGAAGCUGCUUCACCAACUUCUGAGCAGAGCGAAGGGAAUCUUCCCGAAGAGUUCCAAGAAGUGAUUGGUGAUGACGACUUGUUACUGACUUGCGCAGGAAGUUUUUCGGAAGAAGAAUCUUUGUUAUUGUGGCGGAAAGAGCCGAUAUCGGGGCUGUGGAUAAAUGAUCCGAUCCCACCACUGCCAGUCCAAGAUCUGACGUAG
This is a messenger RNA of Ostertagia ostertagi, 222 nucleotides long. NCBI's taxonomy places the organism in Eukaryota, Metazoa, Nematoda, Chromadorea, Rhabditida, Trichostrongylidae. The record is from the annotation of a GenBank genome assembly.